UUAAUUGUGCGUGAGCAAAAUUGGGUAGAGACGUAUUCUAGACUAAAACCCAACUUCGCUUCACAAAUCUCUGAAAAAUGGCAUCUUUGGCUCAGCAGUUUGCAGGCCUGAGAUGUUCACUUCUCUCCUCCUCUAUCCUCUCCAAGCCCUUCUCUCCAAAACCUCAAAAGACUGCCUUUUCCCCCAUCGUCUCUGCUGUGGCCAUUUCAAAUUCCCAGACUACAGAGAGACGGAGGCUCAAGGAAAUGUUUGAAGAAGCUUACGACCGAUGCCGUACAGCUCCGAUGGAAGGUGUAUCAUUUACAUUGGAAGAUUUCCAUGCUGCACUCGACAAGUACGACUUCAAUUUCGAAAUUGGCACCAAGGUCAAAGGGACAGUAUUCUGUACAGAUGCUAAUGGAGCAGUAGUUGACAUUUUUGCAAAAUCUUCGGCCUACCUACCUGUCAAAGAGGCAUGUAUGCAUAGGAUAAAACAUGUAGAGGAAGCAGGCAUUGUUCCUGGCUUACAAUCAGAGUUUGAAAUUAUUGGGGAGAAUCAAGCUGACAAUAGCUUGAUCUUGAGCUUAUGUGCAAUCCAGUACAACCUUGCAUAUGAGCGAUGUAGACAGCUUCAGGCUGAGGAUGUGGUCGUCAAUGGUAAGAUUGUUGGUGGAAAUACAGGUGGAGUGGUAGUAGUUGUGGAGGGCCUUACGGGAUUUGUUCCAUUCUCACAGAUAUCAUCUAAAUCAACAGCAGAAGAGCUCCUAAAUAAGGAGCUUCCACUGAAAUUUAUGGAGGUUGAUGAGGAGAAGUCCAGACUUGUCUUCAGUAACCGCAAGGUCAUGGCUGACAGCCAGGUGCAUCUUGGGAUUGGAUCAGUUGUUACUGGAACUGUGCAGAGUCUGAAGCCAUAUGGUGCCUUCAUUGACAUUGGUGGGAUUAAUGGCCUUCUCCAUAUCAGUCAGAUCAGUCAUGAUCGUGUUUCCGAUAUCUCUAUUGUCCUUCAACCUGGUGACACCCUAAAGGUCAUGAUACUGAGCCAUGACCGUGAGAGAGGCCGGGUGAGUCUGUCUACCAAAAAACUAGAACCUACGCCUGGAGACAUGAUUCACAAUCCAGAGCUUGUUUUUGAGAAGGCAGAGGAGAUGGCUAGGACAUUCAGACAGCGAAUAGCCCAAGCAGAAGCCAUGGCCCGUGCUGACAUGUUGAGAUUCCAGCCAGAGAGUGAAUUGACUUUGAGCUCUGAUGGAAUCUUAGGCCCACGUACAUCAGAUUUUGCCAGUUGAAGGUCUAGAUUUGAGUAAUUUCCCUUCAUCUGUAGAAUCCUAACUGGAAGUACACGGGCUGGGAAGAAUGUUACUAAAAUAUUUCAGCAAAUUUGGUUAUUUAUCCUGACAUCCAUUGUGGCAUAAAUAGCAAGAUUGAGUUAUGGAAAUUAACGUUACCAUUCUCCCCUCUUUCCUGUCCUCAAGUGGACUGUCCAGAAAUAGGAGUCUGAGAGGAAGUAAUGU
This is a messenger RNA of Telopea speciosissima, 1490 nucleotides long. Its product is annotated as 30S ribosomal protein S1, chloroplastic-like. The record is from RefSeq and is a predicted model, not a curated record. Gene Ontology annotation, molecular function: mRNA binding; structural constituent of ribosome. The transcript has 7 exons. Gene Ontology annotation, cellular component: chloroplast stroma. Gene Ontology annotation, biological process: translation. Lineage: Eukaryota; Viridiplantae; Streptophyta; Magnoliopsida; Proteales; Proteaceae. The coding region runs from base 78 to 1265 and encodes 395 amino acids.